Messenger RNA from Aspergillus chevalieri, 1032 nucleotides. RefSeq names its product battenin family protein (gene BTN1). NCBI's taxonomy places the organism in Eukaryota, Fungi, Ascomycota, Eurotiomycetes, Eurotiales, Aspergillaceae. The transcript has 2 exons. Gene Ontology annotation, cellular component: vacuole; membrane. Bases 1 to 1032 code for a protein of 343 amino acids. The record is from RefSeq and is a predicted model, not a curated record. Gene Ontology annotation, biological process: regulation of intracellular pH.
AUGCUACUUGUCGCGCUGACGCCGGACUAUACCGAGGGCGGAUCGAUUUCGACCAAGCUAGCGGGUAUCGUUCUGGCUAGUUUGUCUAGCGGAGGUGGGGAAUUGAGUUUUCUCGGCUUGACGCACUUCUAUGGACAUUUUAGUUUGGCUUCCUGGGGUAGUGGGACUGGUGCUGCUGGGUUGGUGGGAGCUGGUGCAUAUGCGCUUGCGACGACGUCGUUGGGGUUGAGUGUCAAGUCUACGCUGCUGGUGUCGGCUUGUUUGCCGGCCGUUAUGUUAAUGAGCUUUUUUAUAAUUCUGCCGCGGGGUAUGUUGCGGUUGGUGCCUGUGCAAGCUGGCUAUGCUGCGGUUGACGGAGGGGAUGGGAUCGAUGAGGAGCAUAUUGGAGAUGAUGAUCGAAAUGCUAUUCUGAACGAGCGUGAGGGCCUUCUCGGUUCUUCGAUACAUUCAGCGGAUAGUGGGAAAUUGGGAUGGCAGAAUAUCAAAGCCAAUCUGCACCGUGUCAAAGGACUUUUCUUCCCUUUUAUGCUUCCGCUUCUACUGGUCUACGUUGCCGAGUAUACUAUCAACCAAGGUGUCUCGCCAACGCUGCUGUUUCCGCUCAAAGAUUCUCCAUUUUCGCGCUUCCGUGCCUUCUAUCCGGCAUAUAACGCUAUCUACCAGGUUGGCGUUUUUAUUUCCCGCUCAUCGACACCGUUUUUCCGGAUUCAUAAUCUCUACUUCCCGUCCAUUCUCCAGGUCAUUAACUUGGUACUACUGACUCUCCACGCACUGUUUGACUUCAUUCCCAGCGUGUAUCUUGUCUUCGUGAUCAUCUUCUGGGAGGGACUUCUUGGCGGUCUAGUCUAUGUCAAUACUUUUGCUGAAAUUGGUGACCGGGUUCCACCAGAGGAUCGUGAGUUUUCGCUUGGAGCGACUACAGUCAGUGACUCAGGAGGUAUUUGCAUUGCUGGGUUUAUUGGCAUGGUGUUCGAGGUGUGGCUUUGUGAUUGGCAGGUUGCGCAUGGGAAGGAUUACUGCCAGAGGACGUAG